Molecule: messenger RNA, 1272 nt
Organism: Oldenlandia corymbosa var. corymbosa
Lineage: Eukaryota; Viridiplantae; Streptophyta; Magnoliopsida; Gentianales; Rubiaceae
Source: the annotation of a GenBank genome assembly
AUGGUAUCCACACGGCAGAAGCCUGAGGAACCUGGGGGCAGUCGCCCCCCAUACCUUGUGUCCACUAGGCCAACGGCCGCUACAAAGCAAGAUGCUAGGCGUUGCCGCACUGGCAAGCAAAUAGCGGAUGCUUACAAAGGAUCCAAUUUGCAGAAGGAACUUGAAACGUCGCAAGAGAGCUCCCAUCAGUCCACGGGUCGCUGGGGUAGGGCUGCAACGGAUCCAGGUGAUCGCCAUCCGACCCGCGUCCCCAUCCACGAUCGCCUUGGGCCUCGUCCAGCUUUCAAAACAACCAGCGAAGCUCUAUGGCGCUUGGUCGAGAAAGAGGGCGAUCGCCGACAACGCUCCCCGAAUCGCAAGGACACGAGAGGCAGGCGAUGGAGCGGUCGCGGCAGCGGGAAGGGCGAUGGUAACAAUCGAGAAGACCAUGACAAGGCGAAAAAGACGCCACCACGCAACACGCCAUUGCCCGCAAAGACCAUAAUCCACGAUAUCCCGCUAAAUGCCAUAUUCUGUAUGCCGCUGGAGGUCCAAAGCAUCACUUCUGCAAAGGUAGCAGCACGGCCACCCCCGCCGGGAGAAUCCGACCACAAUCUCUUUAAACCUUCAGAGACCAUCACUUUCUCAGCUGAUUACGCAGUCACCGGUCCUCCUUCGAGCGUGGACGCAUUAGUAAUCAGUGCGAUCAUCCACAAAAAAGAGGUGCGCCGAGUUUAUGUCGAUCCUGGAAGUGGCGUGAAUGUCAUAUAUCAAGACUGUUUUCAAAAACUGGGGAUCGACAAGUCACAACUGCGACCCUGUGCUAUGCCAUUGAUGGGUUUCUCCAACCACAUCAUCAUCCCCACGGGGAUGAUUACUCUCAGCGUCACAGUUGGUGAAUAUCCCACUUGCAAGACAGAGCUUUGCGAUUUCGCCGUGGUUGACGUGGUCGCACCAUUCAACAUCCUGCUGGGCAGGCCCUGGAUGAACCAGGUAAAAGUCAUAUUCUCAUCCUAUCACUUGGUCAUGAAAUUUCCGACCGACUAUGGCAUCGCCGAAGUAAGGGGUGACAGGCAGUUGGCUCACCAAUGCAUGUCGGUCGCGGCCAGAAAGGGGAAACAAGCACUCACGAGCGCGAAUGUAAACCAAGUGCUGCUGUCUAGCACCGCGAAUGAGACCGCGACCCCUUACCUUGAAGUUAUACCAACUGGCCAAGACAUGGCAAUCCCGGAUCUAUCAGAAACGAUGGCCCGGACGACAAAACUGCUGGCGACACUGAGGAGAUUUCUCUAA